Molecule: messenger RNA, 1619 nt
Organism: Arabidopsis lyrata subsp. lyrata
Lineage: Eukaryota; Viridiplantae; Streptophyta; Magnoliopsida; Brassicales; Brassicaceae
Product: transcription factor KUA1
Exons: 3
Coding region: 224-1324 (366 amino acids)
Biological process (GO): response to ethylene; response to auxin; response to gibberellin
Molecular function (GO): zinc ion binding; DNA binding
Source: RefSeq, a predicted model, not a curated record
AAAUAAAAAAAUAAAAAAUCUACAAAAAAAUCCGGCCAGAUAAAUCGAAUUUAUGUAAUAAAUCCGACCAGAUAAACCGAUUAUUGUCUUUCUUCCUCUCCCUUGUCUUUCUAUCUCUCUCUCAAUUUAGAUUCUGUGCUUCUUCUGCGAUCAGCUAAGAUCCGAUCCGCGACCGUUUCAGACUCCGAUCAGAUCCGAUUCAGAUAAACAAAUCGGGUCGGGUAUGACUCGUCGAUGUUCUCACUGCAAUCACAAUGGCCACAACUCUCGGACUUGUCCCAAUCGCGGCGUGAAGCUCUUUGGUGUUAGGCUCACCGAAGGUUCGAUCCGGAAAAGUGCAAGUAUGGGUAAUCUUAGUCAUUACACGGGUUCUGGAUCGGGUGGGCAUGGAACCGGGUCCAAUACUCCGGGUUCUCCGGGUGAUGUCCCUGACCAUGUCGCUGGUGAUGGUUAUGCUUCUGAAGAUUUCGUUGCUGGCUCUUCCUCUAGCCGCGAGAGAAAGAAAGGAACUCCAUGGACAGAGGAAGAACACAGGAUGUUCUUAUUAGGAUUACAGAAGCUAGGUAAAGGUGAUUGGAGAGGUAUCUCAAGAAACUAUGUGACCACUAGGACACCAACACAAGUUGCUAGCCAUGCUCAGAAGUAUUUCAUCAGACAAUCCAAUGUGUCUCGUCGCAAAAGACGUUCUAGUCUCUUUGAUAUGGUCCCUGAUGAGGUUGGAGAUAUUCCCAUGGAUUUGCAAGAACCAGAAGCAGAUAAUAUUCCUGUGGAAACUGAAAUGCAAGGUGCUGACUCUGUUCAUCAGACACUUGCUCCGGGCACACUUCAAGCACCGUCGAUCUUGGAAAUCGAAGAAUGUGAAUCCAUGGACUCCACAAACUCUACCAACGGGGAACCAACUGCAACCGCUGCUGCUGCUUCUUCUUCUUCUUCCAGACUAGAAGAAACCACACAACUGCAAUCACAACUGCAACCGCAACCGCAACUACCUGGCUCAUUCCCCAUACUAUAUCCGACCUACUUCUCACCAUAUUACCCGUUUCCAUUCCCAAUAUGGCCUGCUGGUUAUGUUCCUGAACCACCUAAGAAAGAGGAAACUCAUGAGAUUCUCAGACCAACUGCGGUGCACUCGAAAGCUCCUAUCAAUGUUGAUGAGCUUCUUGGUAUGUCUAAGCUCAGCCUUGCAGAGUCCAACAAGAAUGGAGAAUCCGAUCAGUCUCUUUCGCUGAAGCUAGGUGGCGGGUCAUCGUCAAGACAAUCAGCAUUUCACCCGAAUCCUAGCUCUGAUAGUUCGGACAUCAAAAGCGUGAUACACGCUUUAUAAAAGAGCUGAGGAAGUGACGGUCUAAAAAUGGGAUCUGGUUUGGGGUUUACAGAUUAGUUGUUGGUCACAGUAACUUAAAUAAGAUUCGCUUUGUUAGGUUGUUUAACUUGGUAGGAUGUUUUAGUUCAGCUUUGAUCAUUAGGGAGCAAAAAAAAAAAACAAAUUAUUAUUUUUUGCUUACAUUUCUUUAUAUUUGUAUGCUUUUAUUUUGACUCUAGGAUGCGUUAAUUUUCGUUUAAUGUGUACUAAAAAUUAGAAUUUAUUAGUUUUGAAUAAAUAAAAAACAGUUUGUUUA